Messenger RNA from Sinocyclocheilus rhinocerous, 4348 nucleotides. Its product is annotated as NACHT, LRR and PYD domains-containing protein 1b allele 2-like. The transcript is spliced from 11 exons. Bases 222 to 4166 code for a protein of 1314 amino acids. The record is from RefSeq and is a predicted model, not a curated record. Lineage: Eukaryota; Metazoa; Chordata; Actinopteri; Cypriniformes; Cyprinidae. Gene Ontology annotation, biological process: inflammatory response; innate immune response; regulation of apoptotic process. Gene Ontology annotation, cellular component: cytoplasm.
UCGAGUUCAAGCCAAACACUGACAACAGCGCCUACUAGGGUCACAGAAUACGGUGGUCACUACAGUCUAUGGGUGGAACCGCGGAAAUCCUGCAGCUCUUUCCGUUAAACAGAGUGAAUUUUGCGCUUUUGUGUUAGACACGUUAGAUUUAAGUUAAAAGUAAGUACCUGGCUGAUAGGCAUAUCAUUUUUAUUCGUGGAACAAGGUCUGUGUUAUCCUACAUGAUGAGCAGCUUUGAGGCCCAGUUUGUGGAUAGAAACUACGCUGCGCUUAUUCAGAAAGUUACCUCAGUGAUGGCAAUAACAGAUGAACUAAAAAAUAAGGGUAUGCUAUGUGAUGAAAAAUAUUCAGAGAUCAGAGCAGAACAAACCAGCCAGGGCAAAAUGAGAAUGCUGUUUGAAGCACUAAAUUCUGGAGGAGACGGAGUGAAAAAUGACUUUUAUUAUGCUCUGAGAAAUCAUGAACCACACCUCUUCAAAGACCUGGGUUAUUUCAGCUGGAAACACAAGCCUCCUGUUCAUGAUUCCAAAGUAGCAACCAGACAUAAAAGUUGGAGUGAGAUGAUUCUUAAGUAUAAAGCAUCAGUCAUUGAUAAAUGCAAGUUUGUGAUCGAGUGUAAUCUUCCAUCUGUUGAACGUGUGGAACUGACCACCCGUUAUACUGAACCAGUCAUCAUUCAGAAGAGCAAAAAACAAGAUGAGAAAUACUAUCGUAAAUUGGUGAGGUUUGUGCAUCAUUUUGGACAAAAAACAAAACCAUCAUCUCAACUGUUAUCAAAUGACAAGAAUCACAGCAUCAGAAUAGACCAGCUGUUCAGUCCCGACAGUGAUGGAAACACACCGAAAACUGUGAUUCUCAGUGGAGAUUCUGGAAGAGGGAAAUCCUUCAUGUUACAGAAGAUCAUGUUGGACUGGGCUUCUGGAGAACUUUACUCUGAAAACUUUGAUGUAGUUUUUCUGUUGAAGUGUGAAGAGCUGAAGUGUAUUUCUGAGGAGAUGAACUUGUUUGAACUCUUGAGCUGGAGUUGCAACUUAACAUCAGAUCAGAUCUCACAGAUACUAGAGCUAACACCAGAGAAAGUCCUCAUCCUAAUUGAUGGAAUAGAUGAGUUCUCUUUUAAUUCACAUAUUCAGAUAUCAUCACCCACUAAUCCAUCGCAGAAAGCCCUACCAAUGGACACUCUUAGGAGUCUGCUGAAUGGACUGAUUCUGCCUGAGUCUUUCCUGCUGGUUAUCACCAGAUCAGCUGCAGAUACAGAAAUUAAUCUCCUCAAGGGACCUCUGCGUUUCACUGAGAUUAUGGGCUUCUCUGAGAGAGGGGUGCAGGAGUACUUCCAGAAGUUCUUUCAGGAUGAGCAACUCUUCAGCAAAACAUAUGAGAGUCUAAAAGCGAAUGAAAGCCUUCUGACUGCCUGCUCUGUGCCUUUGCUGUGUUGGAUGGUCUGUUUUUGUCUGAAGAAACACUUAACCGAUGACGAUCGUGUGAUGAGAGAACUAAAGUCAACCACCUCCAUAUAUGUGCUCUUUGUGUCCACUCUACUAGAGCAUCAUGGUCACAGUCAGUCUGUCCUUUCCACGCUGAAGAGUCUGGUUAUGCUGGCAGAGGAAGGGAUGAAGAAGCAGCAGGUCUUUCUUGAUGAAAAGUGUGUAACCAAGACUGGUUUAGAUCCAGCUACUAGUGUGUUCUUGUAUAAAGAUAGUUUGAAAAGAAAUAGCAGACAGGUGCCUGUGUUUAGGUUUAUGCAUUUAAGCUUUCAGGAGUUCUUCACUGCUCUUUCUUAUGUUUUAAUGGAUGAGGAAGAUUCCUGGUUGAAAAUAAGAAAGCUGCUUUACAGGGUGGAUUUGGGAGAAAAAAUCUACAGGCCAUCACCAGAAAGAUCAAAUCCCAUCCAUCCCAUUAUCCUGUUUCUCUGUGGUCUCUCAAAUGAGGAGGUGAGCAGCUCACUCUUUGAAAAGAUCAAGUGGACUGUUCCUCACACCAUACAUCUGAAGCAAGAACUGUAUAGAAGUGUUAUUAGAAGGACAACAUUUAAUGAAUAUAACCUGUUAUUUGAUCUGCACUGUCUGUAUGAGCUCCAAGAUGAGAGAUUUGUCAGUGAAGCUCUGAUUACACAAAACUUGAUGGAUCUGUCUAACAUUUCCCUGAGGAGCACAGACUGUUGGGUGCUGCUGUACUGUCUUCAGUGCUGUCCACACAUCAGAGACCUGAACCUCAUGUACUGUGAUUUAACAGCUGAGAAACUCAAGAUUCUUCAGCCAGCACUCUGUGUUAGAGAGUCGGACUUGUUGUCAGUGGAGCACCUGUCAGAAGCUGGAGAUUUGAUCCAGGGUCUUGAUGAAUCAAAAGUCUUGAGCAGGCUGAACGCUCAAGAAGAUAAAUACAGUGCUGAGAGUCCCAGAUGGUCACUUGACCUGUCAGUCACUCAUGGAGUUGUCUUGUUGUCUUUGAGCUCCUCAGAGAAGAAUCCGUCAUUUCCAGCAGUCUUAAACAUCAGUCUUACAUGUCCACAAUCAGAGAUAAUCAGCACUGACUGGACACUCUUCUUACAGAGACUCGGCAAGGCAGGAAAAGUAGCAGAAGACUCUUCAGCUCUUGAUGAGCAUGUCAGUUUGCUGCUGUCUUCAUUUCACUCUGUGGGUUUGAAGACACUGCAUCUGGAUUUGGUCAGUCUGAAUGAGAGCUGGGCUUCUGGGAUCAUUUCCCUCGUCCAGACCUGCACAAGUCUACAGCAGCUCAGUGUCGGUGUCACUGGAUUGCUUUUGGAGGAGGGACUCGUGUUACUGAAGAAAUCACUGACAGAUCCACACUGCACUGUGAUCAUUGAAGGGAGGAAGUGCAGUAAACCCACUGACCAGUGCAAAGAACAGGACUGGAGCCACAGCUGUAACGAGAAAGUGAAGAUUCACUUCAAACCAAAGGUUUUGGAAAAGCUGGAAGAGCUGAACAUCUCUGAACCAUCUGGACUGAAUCUUCACCCGCUCCCAGUGUGUCAGUCUUGUGUUCACAUUGGUGAUUCUGAUCAGUGGGUUCAGGUGGAGCCGUCAGUCUGUACAGAAUCAGAUGAAGGAGGGUCAGAGUUCAGGAUCAGCACUCCGGCGGGUCGAUUCGAGUGCAGCAGGACCAGAAUGCGAUGGGUCUGUGCUGGUGACGUCACUCUCCAGUACCGUGCAGUGGAUGGACGUUUCCUCAGAGCAGAGCUGGAGAGACUUCAGUGUGAGAGAAUUGGACCUGUGAUUGAUGUGACAGUGAUCUCAGGGAAACUGAAGGAGGCCCAUCUGCCUCAUUACGCCUGUUUAGCAGAGUCAGACCCCUCUCUUAAAGAUGAUAUGAAGGUCCUCAGUGUUGAAGAAGAGGGAAUAUCCUUGGAAUCAGUGGAGUUGACUCGUUUUCAUGCCAAAAUACUCCAACCAUAUUUUUCUGCUAAAACAGUGCUUAUGAAACUAGGGAUAGCAGUGAAAGUGCACUGUGAUCUACUGAUCUUCAUGACACACAAAGACCCCAUCAUCCUCCAUGUGUAUUUUUUCCCAAUAGAUUCAGUUUUUGAAGAAAAAAUUAAAAAAGAGAAAAAAUUGAGCCAUCAAAUCGAUCUUCCAAGACCUGAAACCCCAUUACAGAUGAAUAAACAACACAGUCUUGAGGUUCCUGGUGCUUUUGUCCAACCCAAAAAGAUCAAGCUAAAAGGAGACAUCAAGCCAAACUUUUUUGAGGUCAAUCUUUCAGUGGUCGAUGACAUCAAUAUGACUCUCAGCCGAGUGGAUGAUCAGAAAUCAGUCUGGACCGCAAAAAUGUGCAAAGCUUUGUUUGGAUUCAUGGUUACUUCUGAAUCUAAUUUGUUUCAAACUGGACAAAAGCAUAAGACACCACAAGUAGCUGUCAACUUUGAUAAAGUUCAGUUUUUUGAUAGAAAUUGGUGUGACCUUAUUAAAAGCAUUAAGAAUGUGCACGCCAUCGCAGACAAACUGCGUCACAAGCAAAUCAUUCAUGAAGAAUUCUAUACUGAAAUCACUCUUCCGACUUCAACCAGUGAAGCCAACAUGAGGAAGAUCUGUAGCAUAGUGCGUAAUGGUAGUGACACUGUAAAAAAAAUGUUCAUCUCCAUUAUUCUGGAAGAAGAUCCCGACCUUUUAAGUCAUCUGCCUUUACCUGACUCAACCUUUUUUGCUUGACGAUUCUAAAUUGUGUUUUACAUUAUUUGGAAAACUAAACUACAGGCGACCAAUGCACUCGAGAGCUCACCCUACUAUACUGCAGCUUUUGGAGAACAGUAUUUUAGUAAAUCAUGUUCACUGUUAGAAUUAAAGAACAUUCAAAUGCUCUGCUUUUCUGUAAAAAUGAAAUGGGAAAACAA